Messenger RNA from Dromaius novaehollandiae (emu), 14942 nucleotides. RefSeq names its product ST8 alpha-N-acetyl-neuraminide alpha-2,8-sialyltransferase 1 (gene ST8SIA1). Bases 359 to 1438 code for a protein of 359 amino acids. Gene Ontology annotation, biological process: N-glycan processing; oligosaccharide metabolic process. The record is from RefSeq and is a predicted model, not a curated record. Gene Ontology annotation, molecular function: alpha-N-acetylneuraminate alpha-2,8-sialyltransferase activity. The transcript has 5 exons. NCBI's taxonomy places the organism in Eukaryota, Metazoa, Chordata, Aves, Casuariiformes, Dromaiidae.
GGAGAGAGGGAGGGGAGGGAGCGGCGGAGCACCGUGUGGCGGGGAGCGCGAGGGACCAAAUGCCUGCGCGGACGGGAGGCGGCCGCCACCGCCGAGACGGGAGCCAGUCGCGGCGCGGCCAGCGGGGGAAACCUGACGCCGCCGCGGCCGAGGCGCUGCCGUUGCCGCCGCGCGGGGCCCGGCUCUGCCCCGGCCAGGUGGGCUGCGAUGGCAGCAGCCCGCGGGCGCCACCGCGCUUAGUGCGCGGGAGCGGCGCGGCGGCGGGAGGCGGCUGCGCGGCGCGGCGGGGGUCGGGGCCCGCGGCCGCCCCCGCCCUGGCGGCCCCCCGCGCCCGCGGGCGCCGCAUGGCGCGGGCCUGAUGCGGGAGCGCAGCCCGGCGGCGCGGCGGCGCGGCACGGCGACGGCGGGGCGGAGGAGGAGGAUGGCGGGGCUGGCGUGGAAGUGGCCGCGGACGCGGCUGCCCGUGGGCGCCAGCGCCCUGGGCGUCUUUGUCCUCUGCUGGCUCUACGUCUUCCCCGUGUACCGGCUGCCGGACGAGAAGGAGAUCGUGCAGGGGGUGCUGCUGCAGCAGGGCAAGGCGUGGAGGAGGAACCAGACCGCCCUCGCCGUGUUCAGGAAACUCCUGGAAGAAUGUUGUGACCCUGGUCAGCUCUUUGCCAUGACAAAGCAGAACUCCCCCAUGGGAAAGAAUCUCUGGUUUGAUGGGGAAUUGUUAUAUUCUUUCACUAUUGACAAUGCAACUUACUCUCUUUUCCCGCAGGCUACACCCUUGCAGCUGCCAUUGAAGAAAUGCUCCGUGGUGGGAAACGGUGGGAUUCUGAAAAAGAGUGGCUGUGGCAAACAAAUAGAUCAAGCAGAUUUUGUCAUGCGGUGCAACCUUCCUCCUCUUUCCAGUGAAUACAGUAAGGAUGUUGGAUCUAAAACCCAGCUGGUGACUGCAAAUCCCAGUAUAAUUCAGAAAAGGUUCCAGAAUUUGCUUUGGUCUAGAAAAGCGUUUGUGGACAGCGUUAAAGUGUAUAAUCACAGCUAUAUCUAUAUGCCAGCCUUCUCGAUGAAGACAGGGACAGGACCCUCCCUACGUGUCUAUUAUACCCUGGAGGACUUCGGUGCCAAGCAGACGGUGCUUUUCGCCAACCCCAAUUUCCUGCGUGACAUUGGCAAGUUCUGGAAGAGCAAAGGUAUCCAUGCCAAACGGCUUUCCACGGGACUUUUCCUAGUCAGUGCCGCCCUUGGCCUGUGUGAAGAAGUAACAAUUUAUGGCUUCUGGCCUUUCUCAGUGGACCUGCAUGGGAAGUUUAUUAGCCAUCACUACUAUGACAAUGUCUUGCCCGAUUCUGGAUUCCAUGCCAUGCCAGAGGAAUUUCUACAGCUCUGGUUUCUUCAUAAAAGUGGUGUCCUGAGAAUGCAGCUAGAACAAUGUGAGGACCCUUUAAUCUAGUCUGCUGCCUAAGGAUUGUAGGGGUCGGUUUGGGAGAUCCAAUAGUUUUUAAUUUUCAUGCCCUCCAGAAAGAGGACUCUGUUUUCUGUUGAUCCUUUUUGAAGGGAAGAAUAAUUACGGAUUUGCAUGGACCAUAAAAAUGCUACUUGAAGGCCAAACGGAAAACGUCCUUAAUGUAUAAUGUUCUAUGGAACUGGGGUGAGGGGAAAAGAAUCUCCCCAUGGAGUCCAUUCAGCAGUACUGUGAAACUAAUGUCGAAAGCAACAUAGCUGAACUUUCUGGGUGAUGUUUUUAAAUGACCAAUGUAAAAGGGCAUUAAGACUCAGAGAGAAACAGGGCCACCCACGAGCUUUUGCUGACAGUGCCAAAUAUGACUGUCUGUUCAAAAAUCCAUUUCAUUCCAGAUUGGCACCUCACAACUUUCUUACCCUUUUUCUUUUUUUUCUCUAUGUAGGAGCGUGCGUGUGUGUGUGUGUGUGUGUGUGUAUGUACAUAGGAGUGUGUGUGGUUUCCUCCUUCUUUCUUUCUUUUUCUUUUUCUUUUCUUUUUUGGUAGAGGGAAGGAAGGAAAAGCUUGAAAGCCACAGGAGCCGCGUAUCAUCAGCUCCACCAAUGACUCUUGGGAGAAUUAAGGGUGCUGAGAAUCUGGUAGAAAAAUGUCUUAGGAAUGCCCUGCUACUGAGCAGGGACAGACCUGCUUGUUGUAGAAUUUAUCAGGGUAGUUUAGGUCAUUGCACGUGUAGUUAUGCUAAUUCUGUAUCAUGGGCAAGAGCUGGUUAAGGGAAACUGUGUUGAAAAUAAAACUUGCAUUGUGCUACAAAAAAAAAAGAAAAAGAAAAAAGAAACAUUAAAUACACUCUGGUUUAAGUUGGUCUGUUACAAGAUUUCCGCACUGACUUUUGUAGUAGGGGUUGCUCCUGACCUGUUUUGUUGUCUAGCCUUUGGGAUUAAUUCUGUAUUCGUUUGGACUCCAGACACACGUUGAUUGUCAAGGGGAUAUGAGGUGUUCAGUGGAAUGCAGAAGGAGGUUCUUCAUUUGCUUAUAGCAGAAAAAACUGCAGAAAUGAAUGUAAGUGUCAUUUAAAAUGAGCUGAAAAUUCUUUCUCUGUGUGACUAGCUCUUCUUCUGUUUGGAUUGUAAUGUUGGCCUUAAAGACUUGUACUUUUCUUGCAAGAUUGUCUCUGGUCAAAGAUAGUCUGAAAAAUAAAACAGCCUUUGGGAGCACUCAGAAACUACAUAGCCAGCAGGAAAAAAAGGAAAUGCUAAGUGCUUAUGUAAUGCAGUAAUUCUCCUUGCAAUCAGUGAAUUAUGUAAGGGUACACGUUUCACUUAGGCUGCUCUAGUCAGUGCAGUGCCUAAAGGAGUGUUUUAUUUUUGGUUAUUAAUUGGAGAGCAGAUGAUCCUAUUGCCAUGUAAAUGAGAAAUGUUUUUGUUUGUUUGUUUAAGCACUGUAGGACAAGAAGAGAAUACUAGUUCACUCUACAGUGCAAUUUCUGCUGCAAGGUGUUAUCACCAUUGACUUUUAAAUCCAGAUUAGUGUACUCUUUCUCAUACUUCCAUCAUUAGUAGCUGAAAUUCUAGUCAAGAUGUUGAAACAACAAAACUGUUACCAGGUUUCCACAACAAUUUCCUGUGUUACCUGUUUUAGCUCCAAAGUGCUAGUAUUUUGGGGGAUGCGUCCUAUCAUAUGUUGACAACCUCUCUCUUUGUAGAAUGCCAGCUACAAGUUAUAUAGAUAUCAUUAAAAAAAACAGAAACCGUGACUCUUCUUUAAAUAUGAAUAAUUUAGCUAUUACUGUAGGACACUGGAAAAAAAAGCAUUUUUGCUUUUUAAACCUGCAUUUCAGAAUAAAAUCCUCUUUCUAGAAAUUAAUUUUCCAAAUAUAAAGUGGGCAUUUUUCCACAGGAUUAUAGUGCAGUUCUAAACUGUAAAGUGGAGAUUUGGAUUAAAUGGUGUUUUAGAGAUUGGUCUGGUAAAAUCUGAAUGUGCUUCUAUAACCCAUUUUAUCUUUGUCCAUAUUUUUUAAAAAGUGCAGUCAACACACUGAUGGAAUAUUGCUUCAUCAGAUAAUUCUUUCACUUGGGUUGUGUUUGUUGUAUUUACAAUAUGGGUACUCAGGGAGAGAGGAUCUGAAACUGAAGUAUUUUUUUACUGCUUGUUACAGCAAGUUUUUACUGAGCUGCCUUUCUUGGAGAACAACAGAUGACUGCAUGGUUUUCAUUGUACAUGCCAAGUUUUGCACUUUUUAAUGCUUUAAAGAAGACAUUAUCUAUGAGGACAACACUCAAAAUAGGAUGUGUUAAAAUGGCAUUUCAGAGGAUACCAGCAUUUCCUUGGGGGUGGUGGGAAUGAGGAGAGUAGGGAAAAAAUGCCCCUUUAUUGGCCCUUUUGGUAUUUGGAAAUCCUUUCUCCCAUGUUCUGGGAAAAUAACCUGGUUAGAAGAACAAGAGAAAAGAAGUAUUUUUCAUAGGAAAAGUCAAUGCAGUGUUGCAUAAUGCCUGGUUUGUUUAUUUUCAACCAGCACCCUGGGGAUCUGAAAAUGUUGUAUUCCCCAUCUCUGUAUGACUGAAGCAGACUGAACCUGUAGCCUGUGGUCUUUCUGAGUCCUUUUUGAUGUCCAAAAUCCUGAUGUUUGCAAGGAGAUAGUUUUCAAAAAAUGAGGGGGCUAGAAGAAGCCCAAGCUGUGUGUGAUACCCAUGAUUAGUGUCAGAAGACUUGAUAAUUCUGGCUCUAUUCACAUUUAUCUGUAGUGAAUAUAACUGGAUCUUACAAAGACAGCCACAUUUGACAGGACAGUAAAGGUUUCAAGGUUAAAUAACUUUCUAUAACUUCCAAGAAAACAGGCAGCUUGGGGAAGGAGAGAAACAAAAAUAAAUGCCCCUUUUGAGAGAAAGACUGCAGUGUGAGCUCAACAGAAGACUGUGUAAGUUGGCUGACUUGUCAGUCCAACAAACCUACUGGCCAGCAGCGGCCUUUUGCCCAGCAAGUAGAAAGGGACACAGGAGGGCCCUGAAAGUCUUUUGUGGCAAGAGCAGUGACAGUAAAAAUGAAAAGCAGCUGGGGACGUGAGAGUGGCAGCUGUGUGACAAAAAUCUUUGAGGAAAUAGGCUCUCUCCGUUCUGCUGCUCACAGCGUAAAGCUUGCCUUGUUCACAUUUCAGGGUAGUGGGAUCCAGGUAUAGGGCCGCUGACGUGAAAUACAGAGUUGCAUGCAGUUGGAUUGAUGCUGUCUGCCUCUUUGGGAGGGAGGCCGCACCAUAAGAUGGGACUGUUCUUCUGCUUAAACACAGGUGCAAUCACAUCGAGGAAGCUAACUGUUAACCAUGAGAAACUAGCAUCCCAUGGUCAUGGCAAACUUUGGACAGAGCAGUUAUAUCCAUCUGUUAUAUCCAUCCCUACUGAUUGAUCACAGCGCAAUUGUGCACAGUGCAGUCGUUUUGAUAGCAGUGCCCUUAAUCAAAUCUCAGUGCUUGUGUUGCUGUAUUUUCCUUGAAGUGAAUUGAAAUCUUAAUGUUUAUUUUGUAAGUGAAAUUCAUGGCUCCAGCUUCUCCGUUUACCCUGCCAGUCCCUGAAUUUCUCUGAUAGUGUAAUUAAAGCUACACAAGUCUUUGCCAGGGUGAAAACUACUGCAAUUCAUCUCCCAUAAAACCCAGUCCAGACUUGCCAAAAGACUUGUUAAUGUACUUCGAUAUUAAUUUUGUCAUAGAUGUGACAGGGUGCAGAAACACUAGAAUCAUUGCUCUGCAUGGGAAAUAUUGCUCCUAGAUUGUGAGUAGAAUGAAUUAAAAUCCCUUUACAAGAGGUGUGCCUGGAAGAUAUUCAGCACUGAAAUCAUUCCAGGUAAAAUCUUUGUAAUGUGUAUAUGCUUUUGAGUAAAUCAGGGCCAAUGUAGGAACUUGUGCCAAAACAACAUAAAACUUCUCAUUUCUGUUGAUUAUGAAUCUUGUGGAGCCCAUUCUAAAACAGACAAGCAAUAAGAGCAAGCAAAAUAAAACCAUGAGGAGGGGGGAUAAUCAUGACAAUAAAAGCAUUUAUAAAUUGCCACAGACCUUGCUGUAAUUCUAAGGACCCUUAUUCAUGAGCGAUGUAUUUUUGUAUUUUUGCUGAAACAAAGAUAGCUAGUUUGGGCUGAACCAGCUACAAGAGUCAAAGGUCCAAGCCAUUGUUACAGCUUCACUUUUGUAGAAUAUGGAAGCAUUAGCUAUUUUGUUAAUGUGACUACUUUCACGCCUUUUGUUAGCUUCAUCAAAAUGGUGUCAUAACAUGUACUGCUGAGUGUGUACCUCUGUGAAAGGUGGAACUAAGUGCAGCAUCUGUUUUUUUUUUAAAAAAAAAACUAUAUUUGCGCAGUAUGGUAGUUACAUGCAACCCUUCCCUCUAUACAUAUGUAUAGACAUCUGGUUUAAUAUCUGGGUCACCCUUUCCUAUGAUUAACAACGAGAACGGGAGUGAGGAAACUUGAUCUAGAAGUCGAGAUGAUGAAGGCAAAUGUAUCUGACUAAUUGCUGCCUGCCUAGUGCUCCUCUUCAGCUUGAUAGAUUAGUAGGUAUUGGAAGUCCAAGUAGUAUGAAGGACAGGCAGUUCUUGAAGAGCUGGAUGAUGCUGGAAAGAUUGAAGAUCAAAUCAGUAGUGCAACAAAUUGCACUCUAGCAGUUCUUGAUAAAGAUCCCUGGCUCUAAGCAACCAUUGGAUAUUUUCUUCAGGUGGUGACUCUGAAAAAUGGACUACCUAUGACCUACCUUAUGGUUUCCUGCAGAAUGGCAGCAAAGCAAAAUGUGAUGGCAGCUAUUGCUAUAAGUGAAACUCUGAUUAAACAGAAAGAGAAAUUAGAAUGAAGAAUGAUAAUGAAAAAUCCUUCUUUACAGUCUCUUCUCUCCUUCCAUUCCCCCCAAAACAGAUACAUAAAUGGUCUGACCAGCUUAUUAUCCUGAGUCAUCAUCACCUUCAUAAAAAGAUUUGGUGGAAUUUCCAUUAGUUGAUGCUUUCUGGUAAACAAAAUUCAGCGGACCUUGUCCAGGAGUCCUUGGUCCCCUGUUUGAUGAAUGUGCAGUGGAUGCUUUGAGGACUGUGGCUACCCUAAAGUGCUGUGACCUUCCUGUUCCUAACGUUGUGUGGUUCCAUCAGAUCUCCCUCUGAUAUCCCCUGCGUUUGUAUGAAUGACCCAAGAGGUCACUCCAAAGGAUUUCUCUUCCCUCUCCUUCCUGAUGACCAUCCUCCUUGGGGUUAGAAGUGUGAUUUAAAAAAUCAGCUACAAGGAAGCUAAUAUACUCUGCCUUUUUGAACCAUCUUUUCUACUAAAGUGAUUGAUAAAUCUGAUGAAAGCUAGCUAGCUCCGAAUCCAAAAUAUGAUUUCCAUUUAGGUUUUGAUAAUUCCAUCACUGGAGACCAAAAAGAGGGUGGAAGAAGGCUGUGUUUUUAAAGCAAUAGCAAUUGCUUUAAAAUAACUUCCGUUUCCUUGAUUUCCCAGAUUUUGUCAUGUGGAAUCUGCCAAAUGUUUCACUUUUGGUAGUUUUUAAAGUGCACAACUGAUUAAAGGCCUACUGGCAUGUUAGUUUAAUAUUAGCAAACUGGUUUUCCCCAAAGAAAUACAAAUACCAACAGGAAGUUCAACCUGUUCUCCCUAGCUGAUAUUUCCUCAGCAGCAAUGGGAAGUGAAGCAGUUACUUAUUCAUCCCUGAUUCUUCAUAUUCUUCAUAUUCUUCAGUUUUUAUUACUGCACAUUGAGCCCUAGUGUAUUCAACCUCUUAAGCUUAGUGAAUGCUUAAAAAUGAAUCUCAUUCUCUUUUCAGCUAAAUAGAAAUUGUGUUCUUAAUUAGAAGUUGUUGCAUAGGUUCCCUCUGCCAUUGGAGGAGGGAGACGAGCACUCCACAUAGUGAUUCAUGUUUUUUCUGGACAUGGACUGCAUGCUCUGAAGUCUGCUUGGGGCUGUGAAAACACCCAGGCUGUGGCUGCAAGGCUAACCUGUAAAGGGCAGGCCACAAGCCUGAGCACUGGCCCAUAGGCCAUACAGUUUGCCUAUGCGCAUACUGGUGUGGUUUUGCCCAGUGCCAACGAAUGCUGUUCGAAGUGGUGCCCCAGUGUCAGCUGGGGGCCAGCCCAGCUCAGCAGUGUGGACGCAAACUGGCGUGCGCUUGGGGGCAGCAAAGAGUCCUCCUGUAAGUCCUGGGGUGCAUUCAGGACGGUGCUGCAUAAGGAGGAGGCUAUUGAGCUGCUGGGAUGUCGUGGUCACUGGAGCAGCUCCGUUUGGGUCUGCUGUGGCUAGAUUCAGCGAGUGACGUUGUAAAGCAGGUCCUAGAUAACUGGCCCUGCGGCAAGGCCAGCGCUUUUCUGCUUCCCCUGCACAAGUGCUGGGCAAGUGCAUGGGGAAUGAGCAAAGCUCGCUCCUUUGGCGACCAGCCGGUUUCUUGCCCUGAAACGCUUUCAAUCUCUGGCAAGUCUCAGAAGGACCUAUUAAAACUGCAUCUUAAAGUAAUUUACGUGUACUCCCUGCUGUGGUGGAGCUGGUCAGCUUUCUGUUGAGCUGAGUAUUUAUUCUGUCUCAGUCCCACUGAGGCAAGUGAAGCUUCACAGUCAGAUCACCCAGCAUUUUCUAUUUAAUUUGGCAUUUUCACCUUUCAAGUUAAACCUUUUUUUCUUUUAAACUAGAUUUAACAAUUGUGAAUUUAAAGGGAGCUAUAAGAAAGUGCCACCACAAAUAAGUGUUCUCUGGUUUAUGAACAGGCCACUGUUGAAUAAAACAUAGAAGUACUUUUUGAAGAGUUCCUGUUGAUUUCUGAUUGUACAUUCAAUGGAUUGUUUUCCUCAGAUGGGGUCCACAGCAAAAAUGAGCUGCAUCGUUGUCUUUUCAGUUUAUUGGAAAGCAGUCAUUACAGAUACCUCAAAUGUUUUAAACUAAGCAAGAAGUCAGGAAAUUCACAUAUUCCCUGUGAAGCUUUGUUAUUGUUUGAUUACCUUCAUAAUAAAGGAAACACUUUCACUAAAAAAUUAGAUGCACAGAAGAAAAGAGAUUCUGGUUAGAAUAAUAUCGUCUGCAAUACUGAGACCCUGAUUCAAGUCCCUGCUCAAUAUCAGGCAUACAGAGGUCUUGAACUAGCAUUUCAGCAUGCUGCAAGAGUGCCACAACCCCGAUCUCUUUUUCUGUCUGCAUGUAUUAUUUCUGGAGAAAAUGCUUGAAAACUUUAUUUAUAAUACUUAUAUGCAAUGAAAAUAAAUACUUUUUUCAAGAGGAGAAGUUUUCUUUUUGGAUACCCUUAACUUUUAGUAUGCUGAGCAAAACUGACAGAAGAUAACUAGUUUCCAGGCUUUUGGCAUCGUCUGUCAGGGCUGCUGCAUACAUGUGAGUUGACUGCUGCCUCUUGAAUUCUGGAGUUUCAGCAGAUGAUACCCAAUGUGCUCCACUGACCAUAAAAAAAAAAAAAAAAAAAAAGACCUUUUAUCCGCAGCUCUGCUGGCUUAAUGUCUCACCUAUCCUGAGUGAUAUUUGUUAGUUCUAUAAGGGCUCUUGUGCUGGGAAUUGUGCACAAGUAUGGAUUUUGAUCCUGAAGCUCAUACAUUGACUGAUUUUGUAGGACUUGGACCUUGGAUGUACUGAAAACUGAAAUGAGUGCUGAAAUUCAAACAUUAUAACUCACUCAGUGAUUUGUAACUUCAAGAGGUUUAAAAAAUAUAUUUACUGAAAAAAAUCACAUAUUGUGUAUGUGAAAAAUGAUCUCAUUUCUUGCUGAAAUGCACCAAUAACCAUGAACAGUCUCUAUGCCAAGACAUAUGUGAGUUUUUCUCCUGGUUUCAAGUUAUUAGGCAUGUCUAGCUUUGUACUCAAGCCUCUUCUUCUGCACGAAUUCCAAUUGUAGAUUACUCCAUGUAGUGUCCUUAGAUAAAAAAAAUGAAUGUCAGAUUCCAAAUGUAGUCAAAAAGGAAGAAAAAAAUUAGGAUAGCGGUUCUGAUCUUCUUUUGAAAUCUAUUACUGUUUAUCUACUGCCAUUUAGUAGUCGUGUUUGAAGAACUAGGCAAAGAUCAGAAUAGGGGUAAAGAUAAGGGGAUAUAAGAAUAUAUUUAAAUGCUUUGCUAAAUCAGGACUUAAAGUUAUUAAGAGACAGUAGGCCUCUGUUCUUUCUCCUCUCUUCCCCUUGGUUCUUGCAGUACCCGCUGAGUUCAGAAGCUGUUUAAGGUCUAGUCUGCGCCUUCUGCUGACUACAGUGAACUUUUCUCCAGCCUCUAAAUCUAAAAACAUAGAAAAGAAACAUAAAACACUUCAGGUUUAUUUAUACUGAACAUGAUCCUGCUUGCAUGCAGUAUUUCAUGUCCUUCUAGCACUACUCACUGUGUUAACUCAGAAUUGAAGAGAAGGCUUUCUUAUUUCUGAUACCACUUCUCCCAGAAUGUUUGGUCUCUUUCUUCCUGCUGUGGUUUCUCUAUCCGGUGAAUAGAGAUAAUAUUUAGCUCUCUUAGAGGUGUUUGGAGAGUUAGUUAAGUCAUUUUUGGAAAGUGAUGUGAAGAAGCAAAAAUGCUCUAAAAUAUAAAGGUUCAACUGUUUUGAAGAGUGAAAACAAGCAAACGAAUAAACCCUUUUAGUCAACUGAAUUUAUGCUUCCAUGUUAAAAUCCAGCCUCGUUGUUAGUAAGUACAACAAGAGCAUAACCUUCAAAUAAUGCAUAGCUUUUUAAGAAAGUGAAUAGUCAUGCAUUUUAAUGGGAAAAGAAAGUUUUUUCUCUGCCCAGACCCUCAAUUUACACGGCAAAAUCUGCUGUCUUCUAGUGUUCUGACUUUUGUCAAGUUGAUAGAAUUGUAUGGAUUUUGACCAGCUGUCUCUUCACAAACCUGAAGGAAUUCAUCCUAUGAAAAUUUUAAUUUAAAAUAUUUUAAAGCAGUGCUAGAUUAAGCUACCUAGUUAAAGAUGCCUAUUCUGUAAGCUACUAAUUUUCUUCCACAAGCACAAAUCAGGUGUACUUCAUGCCAUUCCUUGGUUGUUGUUAUAAGGCAGAUAUCUUACUGAAUUUCAAACAUCUGCUGCACUAAGGUAUCACAAUCUGAAAUCAAAUCAUGCUCUAAAUCAUGUCUUGUAUGAGAAACUGUUUCAGCAAGUUGCAUGGAAGUGAUGUGUAUGCUGCUCUGCCUGUCAAGUAUAUUGUAUGAGCCAAGUUAAAAUGAAAAAAGGAUUUUGCUACAGUGUGAAGCCUCGCCACUGUAUUGCUGUAUCUCAGAAUUAGAUAUCCUCAAAUAACUUAUUGUCCAUGAUGGAUAUGAAUCCUGCUAAUGUUUCUACUCAUCAUCAGAUAAUUUUGUUAAACUUUAAUGAGGCAAUGAUAUGACACCCACCGCUCUGCCCGCUCUUCAUCUGCAAUUUUUCUUUUCUGAUAAUUUUUUCAGGGGAGAAAUCUUUUUUAUCACGUUUUCUUUUCUUCUAGAAUUUUUUAUCUAAGGCUCAAUUCUAAUUUCAGAUGCUGGUCAUGUUAAAAAUGUGGGUUUUAUGCUUUCUUCCUAUGUGUGCACAGUAUCUUCUUUUCAUGACACUACAUGUGAUGAAAGACAAUGAAGUCUUGACAAACUCUCUGAGAACUGAAAAUUGUUCUGGUUUUCAUAAAACCCAAUCUGGUUAUAAGCAUCAUUUGUUUCUACUCUAGAUUGCAUGCAGUCAAAUUUUGAAUCUUGUCAAUAAUCUUUAGUGGUCUCAUAGUCAAUCAGGCAUCAGUAAAAUACAAAUUCAUUUCCAAAAUUGCUUUCAAUUUCAAUGAAAAAUAAGGAGUUUUUAAUAAACCUUAAUAAUGAUCUAUUCUGUAGGGAUGAGAAAAUAUUUUUCAUUUUCAUUGUAUGCCUCAUGACAGUUACUAACUUGGACAAGGAUAUAAACAACUCCGAUCGAUAUUAGUCUAGUUGUUUUCUGGCUUUGGUACUCAUACCCUUUUCCAUUGGUCUUUAUUCUUUUUUGUUUCUCCUUUUGUUUGCAUCUUUCUCUGAGAAUAUGUCACAGAUUCUUAUGGGAAAUGUAUAUCACGUAGAUAGCUAAGAUAAUGUCCUAUCUCUAAAUAUGCAGAACACCUGUAUAGAGCAUAAUAUCUGAGAGGGCGAUUUUCCAUGUUUUUUCACCUGUGAAUUAGUUUGUCUUGUAUGCAUCCAAUACCUAAAUUAUCGCUAUGUGUAAUGUAAAGGAAUUGUGCUUUGUAAAGUGUCUGUUACUCUAGGGUGUUUACUAGUAGUCUGCAUUUUAAAUGAAGGGGGUUUGUCCUCUCCUUGAGGGACAUAUUUCUGGGUCAGAAAAUGAGACAGUGAGCACUGUUGCCUGUGUCUUGUCUUGCGUGAAUUUGAGCACCCGUGCUGGGGGCCUGACCAUGGAUCUUGAACCUCAUGGGGCUGUAGGAGAAGCUCUGGAGCGCAGCCAGGGCCAGGCCUUAUGUUGAGGAGUGGGGCUAGUGGGAUUUGGGGCACUCCUGUGAGUUGCCAGGUGGCCACGGUCUGGCUGUGAGGAGAAGAGAGCUGUUGGUAGUGGCUGAAGGUGAUGGGAAGCCCAGCUCGAAAUGUCUGGCAGGGUCCCAGCCCCACUUGCCAGGCACCAUGUGGGAGCCAUGACCUUCACCUGCCCCCUCCGAGGCUUGCGGCGUGUGUCUUGGGGCGCUCAGCCCCAGGGAGCCUUCCCGACCCCACUUGGAAGGGUAGUCUUGAUGGCCAGGUUUGAGUCUUAGAAACAGCCUCCCCACUGGGCAUGGUGGAGCGGGGUGACAUCGCCCCAUGCAUGGGCAGAGCGGCCCAUCGCCAGGGCCGGUGCUGGGAAGCUGCUGGCAAGUAAACGCUCACCUGGCUUUGGGGCACAGAGCCCCAGGUGGUGCUGUGAGCCCAGAAACCUGCUGACGGAGGAGCCUUUGAAAAGCAGAAGAAACUUCAAGUAUAACUGCUAUAGCAAUCAAAUAGCAACUACUCUUUUUCUUUUGUGGUGGAAAGCAAGAUAGUGCAAAGCAUUGUCCUGUCUUACUUUAGCCACUUGCAGGUCAAGAUCACGAGGGUCAAUAUGCAGACAGUUUGCUGAAAACCCUGGUUUGCACUCCAAGCAUAGGAUAGAAAAGUGUCCUAUUUUCAUUUAGAAACCUAGAUUGCUGAACUUUUUUAACUUAUUUAAGGAAGAACAUGGAUUUCUAAGUUACCAAAUGAAAUGUGGUAGAGUCAUUUUCACCUCCAGGUCUGCAGUUCAUGAUGACACAGAAAUUAUAUGUUCAUGUGUAACUUCAAGGCCUUUUAAAUUGUUCUUUUUCUUAUGCAUACAAUAUACUUUGCUUCAAUCUGUGUCAGUACUGAUUUCAUCUUGCUAUUUCUGAAAGCUCAAGUGAAAAACAAACAAAGAUAUGAGAGAAACUAGAGUUGCCUAGCUGUGAUAUUUUUAUAGAGUGGUACAUUGCUUUGAUAAUGAACUGUGGAAUAUAGCAUGCAGGUGAUGAUGAAUGUAAAAGACUGCAUGUGAUCUUUUUUAAUGUUGUGUCCAUGAGCUGGAUAUUAGUAUGAGCUUUGUAUUGUAAAGAUACUGAAAAGUCAAAUGAAAAGGAGAAGAUACUUCUAGUGAUUUUUAUACAUAACCCUCUUUCAUCUGUCUCCCUUUUCAUGACCAGGAUGCAGAUUCUAGUAAUGUAAGCUUUAUCAUUAUGAUAAAGACAGGAUCAGACUCCUUCCCGGACUUGGGCUCACAGGGCUACGUUGGCUGGGAGAUCAGUCUGACAUGGUAACAACUCCAUGUUGUGUGUUUCUAGUCCACAGACUUCAAUAGUCUGUUCUUGUGCCAGGAAAUAAGUGAAUGUGUUUUGGUACUAUUUGCUACUUGCUUAUGGCUGGAAACCAAAGUGAAAGUGAAAGUACAGCAAACUCACGUCCAUUUGUUGUAGGCAUACACACACACACACACAUAUACACACAAGCAUGCAGGUCCAGGAGGAGUUUUGAGUUUGCCUAGAAACAGAAGUGGGCUGGACAAAAGUUUUUCAAGAUUGAUUAUUAAUUUUGCAUUUACCUGAUUGAAGUAUUCAUGAGAAGUCAGUGAUUUCUGCCAAGAGAGCGCCCAGCUGGCUCAUCAUCGGGGUUGUACCAACUCUCUGCUGUUUUGGUCUGUGAUCUAAAUAGGGUAUUUGAACCAAAGCAGCCCAGGAAGCAUCGCUUGAAGGGUUGCAAUUGGCUUUGACUUGCCUUUGCCUGUAGCUGCAAGGACCCUGCUGUCCCCUCCCUGUUGCACCGCAGUUUGCAAGGCUAUGAGAUGGGCUUGUUUGCCCAGGGUGACCCUUCCUGCUGAGGGAGUACUAACACAAGUGAGACUUGAAGCAAGGGUGAAAUGCAGCUUAAUCUGAAAUGCCAUAGACCUGUCUUUGGCAUGAGCCCAGCAUGUGGUUAAAACAAGCUGACUUGGGAUCAGUCUGUGGUUUAUAUUGAUGCUGGUAUAAGAGGUCCCAGGCAGGGCUGACAUAAAGUGUCUUCUGUCUCUUUAGGGACUGGGUGUAACUGCAGUCUUUGCUCCCUUGAACAGGAGUGGUGUCAGCUAGUAAUGCUGGCCAUUCCUAAAGGAGCAAGGUGAUGUGGGACUUCAGUGUUGGCUGGUGAAUUUUACGCUUGCAUCAUACCAGUACUUUGAUUUCCAUUCCUUCUUAUCUUGCCCGGUUUAUUGAAAAGUGUGAUGGUAAUGUAAUAGUUCGAUGUCUUGAGAUGGUUUUAAAGUGGAUAAGCAAACUAUUAUGCCUCUGAGGUUGUGUAAUUCCAGGGAUUCAUUUUAUCUCCAGUGACUGAAAUGUAAUAGUUAUUGUAUCAUUUAUGAUGUAUGUAAGCUUUACAGGCUGGAUGUUGUGUCAAAAUGACGUGAACGCUUGGAUAAGUGUCUCCUUGAAUCACCAUCAUUUUGGCACGCUCAGGGGCAAAGGUAUUGUGUGGAGUGUGUUAAACAUCACAAAAUGUAUUGUUGUUUAGAGUCUUGUGAUUAGGACUUCAAUCUACUUCUUUCCAAUGUAGCAAAUGUUUGCUGACGGCUAACACUGUUACGAGGACUAAGGGGUUACCUUUCUUUGCCUGGCAAUAAUGUAUUUUCUAUUAUGUCAAUAGAGUCUGUUCAUUUUCAAGUAGCGUGAAAUUCUCCUUUAAAGAAUGUCUCUUUUUCAGGUGGUUAUGGUGACUGUACCCAAAAAUGUGUAGAUGUCUCUCAAUAGCAAAGAUAUCUUUGUUAUUGAAUGUAUUAUUUAUUAACAGUAUAUUGUUGUCUUUUUCUAGUCGCAUUUUACAAAAUAUAGCAUAAGCAUCUCGUGAUUUUUAUAAGGAAAGUCUUAUUUAUAAUAUUUGUGCAAGUGGACAGAAACUAAUCUCAAUUUUAUAGUAAUCCAUACCUUUUUUCAUAGUUGAAGAGUCUUAAUGAGCAUGAUCAGAAGGGACAGACUUUUUUUUUUUUUUUUUUUUAAUUUUGAUGGAACCUUUUCAAAGAUAACUGUUAUGUUAUUUAUAAUUUGGAUUUAAUUACCUUAACAAAUAAAUAUCUCCAUUUUAAGAAAUGAAAA